This is a messenger RNA of Aspergillus steynii IBT 23096, 1425 nucleotides long. RefSeq lists its product as uncharacterized. NCBI's taxonomy places the organism in Eukaryota, Fungi, Ascomycota, Eurotiomycetes, Eurotiales, Aspergillaceae. The transcript has 2 exons. The coding region runs from base 1 to 1425 and encodes 474 amino acids. The record is from RefSeq and is a predicted model, not a curated record.
AUGACUGAUAAGCCCAGGAAGUUUGAGCCGGCUGGCCGCCAGAGUCGCCGUGUGCUGUUGUCGUUAGGUCUUGGAUCAUCACGUGAGGCUCUCGCAUCCCUCCUCAUCUCCCUAUCCCCUUCUCUUUUUGUUGGUGCCUUCUACCUUGUCUGUCUGUUUAUUUGUGUCACGAUCCCUGACAUCGAGUCGCUCUCAACUCGAGUGUCGAUUCCAAUCUCAGCAUCAGCGCCGGCGGCUGUGUCGGGACCAUUGCUCUCUCUGUCUGCUCCUUCUUCGUCGCCUGCUAUUACUCCUGCUGGAUUGCAUGGUGGCGAUGCUGCUCUGACUGUGUCUGCCGCUUCUGCUGCUUCGGGGUCUUUGCCUUUCCCUUCUCUGUCGACUUCUGCUGAGACAGAUGGUGGCACUGCGUCUUCGAGUGUCGUGGCUACUGAUACUACUGCUGCUGCUGCUGCCUCAGUGUCUGCAUCAGGACCGGGACCGGGACUUCCACGUUCCCCUACUCUUGUCCGUAUCCCUACCACCAUUCCUCCCCCCGCUACAGCUCCAGCCACAGCUCCUACUUCUCUCAAGCCAUCCACAACUAGCUCUCACACAGAACCUGGCACCCCAAUCUACCGCCGUCCCCGCUCCCUCUCCUUCUACGACGCAAGCACCUCCUCCGACGCCAUCCUGCCCCAGAACAGACACUUGAUCCAAAACGAAGGCGGCAUCGGCACCUCCCAGCACGCAGCAGCCACCCGCGACGCAGCGACGCGCUCCCCCCGAAAGACAGGCCUCAUCAUCACGCCCUCCGGCGCGCCCAACCCCGGCUUCAAAGGCUCCGCGUCGCCCUCCAUCUCCGCCUUCCGACGCGUCGUCAGCGCCAGCGCCAGCGCUCGCAAUAGAACCUCUUCCCUGUCUCCUGCGUUGGCACCUCAGUAUCAGCCUCAGGCCUCGGCUUCGGCCUCGGCCAGACGCACCUCUUACCCCUUUCGGGCUGAGGACUUGAAUGCGGCGUAUUGGCGCGCGGCGGAGGGCUCGGGGUUCCGGGAGUCGAUUGAUACGCGGGGAUACGCGCCGGGUGGGGAGUCGCCGGUGAGGGGGAUUCUGAAGAGGAGGCAUGCGGUGAUGGCUAGGGAUUUCACGGCCCCUGAGAAGAAGGUUACUUUUGCGGAGAGUGGUCAGGGUGAGGGUGAGGGUGAGGUGAAGGGGGAGUUGGAUGAGGAUUGGUUGAGUGAGCUUAUUCAGUCGGUGUUGAGGGUUACUUUGGAUGAGGGGGAGGGUGAAGCUUCUUCUGGUUCUCAUGUUCAGGGCUCUGUUGGUCAGGGCUCUGGAGGCGUUGUUUCUGCUCGUGGUGAUGUUUCUGGAGGUCGUGUUUCUGGCCAUGUUGUUGACUCUGAUGAGGAGGACGUCUUCCCCGCCGAGGAAUUCUGUCAUGAACAGUGA